Molecule: messenger RNA, 1240 nt
Organism: Rosa chinensis
Lineage: Eukaryota; Viridiplantae; Streptophyta; Magnoliopsida; Rosales; Rosaceae
Product: phenylacetaldehyde reductase
Exons: 6
Coding region: 50-1027 (325 amino acids)
Molecular function (GO): oxidoreductase activity, acting on the CH-OH group of donors, NAD or NADP as acceptor
Source: RefSeq, a predicted model, not a curated record
CAAAACUAUAUAAAGCUGAAGUUGCAGGAGAGAAAUAGAGAAACAGAGAAUGAGUGGAGCACAGAAGGUGGUGGUGAGCGUCACCGGAGCAUCCGGUUACAUUGCUUCAUGGCUGGUCAAACUGUUGCUGCAACGUGGCUACACUGUCAAGGCCUCUGUUCGUGACCCAAAUGACAAGAAGAAAACAGAACACUUGCUUGCAUUGGAUGGAGCCAAGGAAAGGCUUCAAUUGUUCAAAGCAGACCUACUUGAAGAAGGAUCUUUUGAUUCCUUAGUUGAUGGUAGUGUAGCUGUUUUUCAUACCGCAUCCCCAUUUUAUCACAAUCCCAAUGAUCCACAGGUAGAACUAAUUGACCCUGCCUUGAAGGGAACGCUUAAUGUCCUCAGAUCAUGUGUUAAGGUUCCGUCUAUCAAGAGGGUGGUUAUAACUUCCUCUAUGGCAGCAGUCGCAUUCAAUGGGAAACCUGUCGCUCCUGAUGUAAUAAUUGAUGAAUCUUGGUUUUCAGAUCCAGCUUUCUGUGAACAAUCAAAGGCUUGGUAUAUGCUUUCAAAGACAUUAGCUGAGGAAGCUGCUUGGAAGUUUGCAAAAGAGAAAGGAAUUGAUAUUGUUACAAUAAAUCCGGGAUUGGUGAUUGGCCCUCUCUUACAGCCAACUCUCAACACAAGUGUGGAGCCAAUCCUGAAACUCAUAAAUGGUACUUGGGCUGAAAAAUUUCCAAACACAACUUACAGAUUUGUUGAUGUUAGAGAUGUUGCCAAUGCACAUAUUCUAGCUUUUGAGAAUCCUUCAGCUAGUGGACGCUAUUGUUUAGUUGGAAGUGUAACACACUGUUCAGAGAUUGUAAAAAUUCUGCGUCAUAUCUUCCCUGCUCUCAGUCUUCCAGAAAAGCCUGCAGAUGACAAACCUUUCACACCAACUUACCAGGUAUCCAAGGAAAGAGCACAAACUUUGGGUGUAAAGUAUACUCCGCUAGAAGUGACUCUAAAGGAUAAUGUUGAAAGUUUGAAGGAGAAGAACUUCUUCUAAUUAUGGGACUCGUUCCCGAUUCAGGAAACAGUUAAAGAUUGAUAGUGUAUGUGUACGUCUACCUUUGAGGUUUUAUUGUGAGAUCAUUGCCUUGUCAAACAUAUAUCUUAAAAAUGUUACUUGCUCAUAAGCGUACCAUAAUGGUACUUUGUAUCCUAUGCCAAAAACUUAAACUAUGAGUACUAGAAGUAUGGUAAAGUUUCUCUGGAAAAA